CAACAGUCCAAGAGUUGCUCACGAACUUCACGCCAGCAACCAUCGGAAGAACAUCGACGCUCUAUAUGUGACGUUGCCUUUUUAUCUGACCGCAGACUUAUCUCCACCGUUUCACACAGCAUCGCACUUUCUCGAGAGAGCGUUGUGCUGUUGCACAGGCACGUGUCUCGUCGCGUCAUUUCGACAACAUGCGUUCCUUGAUCUUUCUUACAUUUCUCGCGGUGGUUCACUGCCAGGAAUAUUUCCGGCAACCGGAAAAGAUCAUUAGCGAUAACCGGAACCUCGGUGACAAUCGUGGCCACUAUUCGUUCACUUAUGAGACUGAGGGCGGUAUCGUGCAAACAGAGACCGGAAGCCGAAAGUACGCAGGCACGCCGUCUGAAACUCAGCUAAUUCAAGGAUCCGUACAGUAUAAUGCUCCGGAUGGUACGCCGAUAGCGAUUAGCUGGACCGCUGACGAGUUUGGUACUCAAGUAGCAGGUACUCACAUUCCAACACCGCCGCCAAUACCGCCAGCCAUUCAGAGAGCUCUCGAUUGGAUCGCGAAACAACCCUCGACACCGGAACCUGAGGAAGUCGCCAAAGACUCGCCAAGUCAACAAAAUGCCGUUCCAGCAGCCAGCACUAAUCGACUACAUAAACCAUUACGGCCGAGUCAACGAAAUUGAUUGCCCGUGAUUAAAACGUUAGAAUAGUCGUUAGAACAAGUUUAUGUUAGCUCUUAAUAAUGUACAAAAUAAACUUUGUAUUUUCGUAGAAAAA
Messenger RNA from Frieseomelitta varia, 762 nucleotides. RefSeq names its product endocuticle structural glycoprotein SgAbd-4-like (gene CPR17). Gene Ontology annotation, cellular component: chitin-based extracellular matrix. Bases 189 to 668 code for a protein of 159 amino acids. Gene Ontology annotation, molecular function: structural constituent of chitin-based larval cuticle. Lineage: Eukaryota; Metazoa; Arthropoda; Insecta; Hymenoptera; Apidae. The transcript is spliced from 2 exons. The record is from RefSeq and is a predicted model, not a curated record.